AUGGGAGAACAUACACCGUCCAGAAGAGAUAAAAAAAAAAAGAAAAAAAAAGAACUGAUCCACCUGCCGCGAUGCGGAGCCACCUGUUAUUACGCUUUUCUUCUGACGAUUGCAACCGGUGGCACAGGAAAAGUACUUGUAAACAUUGUAUAAAUAUAUAUACAAAAAGGAAUUUCAAAACUUUAAUAAACCAAAGUUUCUCAAGAACAUAUACUUCAAAUAUAAGUACAAAUCAAUAUAAAAACAAUUCUUGGUACUCAUUUGUGAAACGGAGAAAGUGGUUUAUUUCUUUUGGAAUAGGAGUAUCAUUAUUAACAGCAAUACAAUGGAGACAUUUGGAAAAAUAUCAAUAUACAACUGAGGACAGCAAUGUGUAUGACUCGAUCAAUGUUUUUGUGGUACAGAUUUUUAUUAUAACAAUUGUGCGAUUUAUUAUAUCUGAAUUGAAUGAAAUAAAAUAUGGGGUUGGCUUGCCAAUUUGGAAUUGCCGGUUAGUUUAAGACCCACCUUAUAUGGAUUUUAUGCAAGAGCAUUUAAUGUUAAUUUAGAUGAAAUUGAUAUAGAAUUAUCAGAUUUUCCAAGUCUUUCUGACUUUUUUGUUAGACCGCUGAAAUAUGGUACAAGACCUAUUGAUAAAACCACAAAUAUAGUUUCACCAGCUGAUGGGAAAAUAUUAUAUUUUGGACCAGUGACUUCAUGUCGUGUACAACAAGUAAAGGGUGUUACAUAUAAUCUUAGGCACUUCUUAGGUGAUAUAAAUGUAUCUUCUUCUGAUCACCCUAAAUUUUCAAAGGAAGAUGAUGAUGUUUAUAUAAAAUCUCUUUUAAAAGAUCCAAUGAAUCAGCUCUAUCAACUAACAGUUUAUCUUGCUCCAGGAAACUAUCAUAGAUUUCAUAGUUCAAGCGAUUGGGAAAUAAAAUUUCGUAGACAUUUUCAAGGGAAACUCUUAAGUGUUAAUCCCAAAAUAGCGCAAUAUCUACCAGAUUUAUUUUCAUUAAAUGAACGUGUAAUAUAUAUUGGUAAAUGGGCAAGUGGUUUUAUGGCUUAUAGUGCAGUUGGGGCUACAAAUGUAGGUUCUAUAAAAGUUUACUGUGAUAAAGAUUUACAUACAAACGCUUUUAAAUGGCCUGACGCAAAGCGCUGGAAAGAUGCUAAUUUGGGUUGUACACAUCUAAAUAAAGGAGAAUUAUUUGGUGAAUUUAGAAUGGGAUCUACAAUUGUGUUAUUAUUUGAGGCUCCAAAAGAUUUUAAAUUUCGCGUGAAAGUAGGUCAAACAAUAAAAAUGGGUCAAGCUUUAAGCGAGCGUGUUUCUGAAAUUGAAGAGAAACGAAAUGAACAUUCAUUAUGACAAUUAAUAAAGCACGUAACGUUUGACUGGAAAUAUGUUUGGAGAAUAGAUACAUAAGUUUUAAAAAAUUAAUUCGCUAACAUUGUUAUACUAAAAAUUUAUUUUUUAUGACAUUAUUGUUAUCUCAAAUAGACUUCAAUAUACCCCUGUGAAAGAAAUCGUAAUGAAUAUUUUACAUAUUACACAAUUUGUUAAAUUUUUUUUAAAAUUUAUAUUUUACGAAAUUUUAAUGAAUUCACAAGCAAAUUAUGAUUUAAUAAAUAAAUGAAAUUUAAUAAAUAAUCAUUAAUAAUUGUUAUUUAAUAUAAAAAUUAAAAAGAAAUUGAAUUAUUGUGUACAUGUAUAAAUACUCG
Molecule: messenger RNA, 1701 nt
Organism: Heterotrigona itama
Lineage: Eukaryota; Metazoa; Arthropoda; Insecta; Hymenoptera; Apidae
Source: the annotation of a GenBank genome assembly